Neofelis nebulosa (Clouded leopard) is the source of this 10542-nucleotide messenger RNA. It is a transcript of the gene TTLL5, whose product is annotated as tubulin tyrosine ligase like 5. The record is from RefSeq and is a predicted model, not a curated record. Gene Ontology annotation, molecular function: tubulin binding; tubulin-glutamic acid ligase activity. The coding region runs from base 212 to 3679 and encodes 1155 amino acids. The transcript has 31 exons. Gene Ontology annotation, biological process: protein polyglutamylation; microtubule cytoskeleton organization. Lineage: Eukaryota; Metazoa; Chordata; Mammalia; Carnivora; Felidae. Gene Ontology annotation, cellular component: cilium.
GGGGGAAGCAGCCGUCGGCGGCGGCCGUGAGCCCGGCUGGGGAACGAGGAGAGGGUGGUAGGCGCAGAGCGCGGUCCCCGCCCGCCGGCUCCGAGCCAUGGGAAGAUGAGACAGGAAUCAGUGCCACCUAAAUUGUUUGAUCCAGUGAAUCUGCAAGUAACGGUCUCUGAGGCCCCCCCGUCUGCUGACUGCAUGACAGACUCUAAAGGAAAUGCCAGUCGUGAUGGCCCGGGACCUGGAGGAGACAGCAUCAUCCUCAGAGGAUGAGGAGGUGGUAAGCCAAGAGGAUCAUCCGUGGAUCGUGUGGACCGGAGGCUGCAGGAGAAUUCCAGUUUUGGUAUUCCAUGCUGAGGCUAUUCUGACAAAGGACAACAAUAUUCGAGUAAUUGGCGAACGUUAUCAUUUGUCUUACAAGAUUGUGCGAACAGAUAGUCGCCUGGUACGCAGCAUUCUGACAGCUCAUGGAUUUCAUGAAGUUCACCCAAGCAGCACUGACUAUAACCUAAUGUGGACAGGAUCCCACCUGAAGCCGUUCUUACUUCGCACCCUUUCUGAAGCACAAAAGGUUAAUCACUUUCCCAGGUCAUAUGAACUAACCCGGAAGGACCGACUGUACAAAAACAUCAUUCGAAUGCAGCAUACGCAUGGAUUCAAGGCUUUUCACAUCCUCCCUCAGACCUUUCUUCUGCCAGCUGAGUAUGCGGAAUUCUGUAAUUCAUACUCAAAGGACCGGGGACCUUGGAUAGUAAAACCAGUGGCCUCUUCUAGGGGGCGGGGUGUCUACCUGAUCAACAAUCCAAACCAGAUUUCCCUGGAAGAGAACAUCCUGGUCUCCCGUUACAUUAACAACCCCCUGCUCAUAGAUGAUUUCAAGUUUGAUGUGCGCCUCUAUGUGCUUGUGACUUCCUACGAUCCUCUUGUCAUCUAUCUCUAUGAAGAAGGGCUGGCUAGGUUUGCAACCGUGCGAUAUGAUCAAGGAGCCAAGAACAUUCGGAACCAGUUCAUGCACCUGACAAACUACAGUGUGAAUAAGAAGAGUGGAGACUAUGUGAGUUGUGAUGAUCCAGAAGUGGAGGAUUAUGGGAACAAAUGGAGCAUGAGUGCCAUGCUUAGGUAUCUGAAACAAGAAGGCAGAGAUACAACUGCAUUGAUGGCCCAUGUGGAAGACCUGAUUAUUAAGACUAUAAUCUCCGCUGAACUAGCUAUUGCUACAGCCUGUAAAACCUUUGUUCCUCACCGCAGCAGUUGUUUUGAACUCUAUGGCUUUGACGUGCUCAUAGAUUCUACUCUGAAGCCAUGGUUGUUGGAAGUAAAUCUCUCUCCUUCUUUGGCCUGUGACGCACCUCUGGACCUAAAGAUUAAAGCCAGUAUGAUUUCAGACAUGUUCACUGUUGUAGGAUUUGUGUGCCAGGACCCUGCCCAGCGGGCAUCAACCCGGCCAAUUUAUCCCACCUUUGAGUCUUCCAGGCGGAACCCUUUCCAGAAACCUCAGCGUCCAGUGUCUGCACAGUUUCAGUCCUCAAACGCCAAACAGCGUUCCCGUCCCCUCUCUGCCAGUGAUGCGGAAAUGAAAAACCUUGUGGGCUCAGCCCGAGAGAAGGUGCCGGGGAAGUUAGGUGGUUCUGUGCUUGGUCUGUCAAUGGAGGAGAUCAAAGUUUUACGGAGAGUGAAGGAAGAAAAUGAUCGGAGAGGUGGAUUUAUUCGCAUAUUCCCUACAUCAGAGACAUGGGAAAUAUAUGGGUCCUACCUCGAACACAAGACUUCCAUGAACUAUAUGCUGGCAACACGUCUCUUCCCGGACAGGGGAAACCCAAGAAGAAGCUUAUUGACAGGAAGAACACGACUGGCUGCUGACGGAGCACCGGAAUUGAAGGUGGAGAGUAUGAACUCCAAGGCCAAACUGCACGCUGCCCUCUAUGAGAGGAAGCUCCUGUCUUUGGAGGUGCGGAAACGUCGACGACGGAAUGGCAGAUUGAGGGCAAUGAGGCCAAAAUACCCAGGUACCUGCUGCAACAUUAGUGAUUCUUCGCAUUUAGUGAUCACUCAACCAGCUGAAAUGAAUGUUAAAACCGAGACAGAGAGUGAAGAGGAGGAAGAAGUUGCAUUAGACGAUGAAGAUGAAGAACAGGAGGCUUCCCAGGAGGAGUCUGCAGGGUCCCUCGGAGAAAGUCAAGCCAAAUACACCCCCCCACUGACUGUUAUGGUAGAAAAUUCACCCAAAGAAAAUGCCGCGAAAGUUUCUGAAUGGAACAAUAAAGGUGAACAGUGCUGCAAAAUUGAGACUCAGGAGCCAGAGCCUAAAUUUAACCUGAUGCAGAUUCUGCAAGAUAACGGCAAUCUUAGCAAGGUGCAGGCCCGAAGAGCGUUCUCUGCCUAUCUCCAGCAUGUUCAGAUUCGCCUGAUGAAAGACAGUGGAGGUCAAACGUUCAGUGCCAGUUGGGCUGCCAAAGAGGAUGAACAGAUGGAGCUAGUGGUUCGCUUCCUUAAACGAGCAUCAAGUAACCUCCAGCACUCAAUGAGGAUGGUAUUACCCAGUCGACGAUUGGCACUUCUGGAACGCAGAAGAAUCUUGGCCCACCAACUGGGUGACUUUAUUCUUGUGUACAACAAGGAAACAGAACAGAUGGCUGAAAAGAAAUCAAAGAAGAAACUUGAGGAAGAGGAGGAAGAUGGGGUGAACACAGAAAACUUUCAGGAGUUCAUCAGACAAGCAAGUGAGGCUGAGCUGGAGGAGGUGUUGACUUUUUAUACCCAAAAAAACAAGUCUGCAAGUGUCUUCCUGGGGACUCACUCAAAAAGUUCUAAAAACAGCAACAGUUAUUCUGAUAGCAGGGCAAAGGGUGAUCACCAUGAGACAAUGGAAGAAGUGAAAAUAAAGCAACCCAAACAGCAGCAGGCAACAGAAAUUCACUCUGAUAAAUUAUCUCGAUUUACCACUUCAGCAGAACAAGAGGCUAAAUUAGUCUUUACCAAUUCUUCCUCUGCUUCUUUCUCUGGUCCUGCUGCUACUCUUCUGCAGAAAAUUCCCAAUACCCACUUGUCAUGUAUUAUUACAACCUCUGACCUCUCACCGGGGCCCGGCCAUCAUUCUUCUUUAUGUCAGAUUCCUCCAGCUAUCCCCAGCAUGUCUCACCAGCCAACAAUUGUACUGAGCACAGUCCCUGACAAUGCUUCUCCCUUCGUGCAUCCUGGGACACAGAAUGUACCAAGCCCGGCUGGCCUGCCCCGCUGUCGAUCAGGCAGUUACACCAUUGGCCCCUUUUCCUCUUUCCAAAGUGCUGCACACAUCUAUAGCCAGAAACUGUCUCGUCCCUCUUCAGCAAAGGCAGCAGGGUCAUGCCAUCCAAACAAGCUGCAUUUGGGAGUGGCUAAAACACAAAAAGAGGGAGAAGAUGAUUCUCCAUCCAGCAAACGGUACAACCCAAGUAUGGUUACGGCCGAGCUCCAGCGGCUGGCCGAGAAGCAGGCGGCCAGGCAGUAUUCCCCAUCCACCCACAUCAGUCUCCUCACCCAGCAGGUAACAAACCUGAAUUUGGCAAGUGGCGCCAUAAGCAGAAGCAGCGCUUCAACGUCCCCCACCCUUCGGCCCGUGAUCAGUCCUAAUGGCCCGACAUGGUCCAUACAGUCAGACCUUCAAGUUCCUGAGAGCCACCCCACCCCUCCUGGAAGCAGGGUGUGAAAGCUGGGUGACGGUGGGCCAGUUUUACCAAGGCCAGCUGUGCUCGUGUGUACCUGCCUUGUUGUCACAAAGGCAUCAGACUUUUCCCGUCAUCUGAUGAAAAUCCCGCUGAGCUGGACUCAAGUCUUCAUUGUUGAAUGAACUGGUGUCAGGGAGUUCUCUUUUGGCUUUCUUAAAGGUCACUCUUUGCUCACUUCUUUUUUAGUUCACAGCUACAUUUUUCAGGCUUCAUGCGGUAUGCCGGUUAUGCCAAAGUAAAGAGCUGGAUCAAAGACAUUUUGUGUUAAUAAGGCUAAGGAUCAAUCUGUCUUUUCAGAUCCAGACUGCUAAUAGAUAAAGGACAAGGGAGUCUCCGUCUAUAUAGCUUGCUGACUGCCAGAAUCCUAAGUUGCCUUCUAGAACAGUGCUGUGAACUUAACCUUUGAAUGGUUAGGUUUUAUAUCCAGCUUUGUGUUCCAUAAAGCUUGCCCCCAGCUUCUCUGCCAGAUGUACUGAGAAAUCCUAACUUUGUCCUUAUUUCCUCCUCCUGGGGAUCAUUCCAUCAAUCAUGGAGUGGUACAAGCGUGGAGACGGCAAAAGUCUGGUUCACAUUCUGUAUCCAUUGUCAAGUCCAGCUGGCUGGGGCCUCACUGUACUUUUAAAGGACAGGCAUCUCAACGCUUAGCUUUUUGACACGAUACCUCAGCGUGUUCCUCCCAAAUUUGUAUCGUUGUCAUACCGUAUUUAAUAAACUCAAAAUAAAAGUAGUCAAAGUAUCUCCCUUAGACAUCUUCCAGCUAUCACUACUGCUUCCUUUUCCUUUUCUAGAUCUCUGCCUAUUGAAUGAAUAAUCAGAAACCUCCCUUCUUAAUUGCUUGCAGUUCUGUAUUUCAAGUUAUAUAUCUUAUUUGGACCCUGCUCUCACAUUUUUUUUUUCAUUUUUUAAAUGUUUAUUUAUUUUUGAGAGAGAGAGAGAGAGAGAGCAGGGGGAAGGCAGAGAGAGAAGGAGACACAGAAUCUGAAGCAGGCUCCAGGCUCUGAGCUGUCAGCACAGAGCCCAACGCGGGGCUCGAACCCAUGAGCUGUGAGAUCAUGAUCUGAACCAAAGUUGGAUGCUUAACCAACUGAGCCACCUAGCCCCCCACCACCCCGCCCCGGCUCUCACAUUUUAGUCUCUUUUCAUUCUUGCCUUUUUUUGGUGGGGGGAGCUUCUGUUGAUUUUUAGCAUGUUGUCCUACUUUUACUCUUGGCUUUUCUAUUAAAAGAAGGGUAGUAAACAAUAGGUGACUGAUUUAUUUUGAGGGUACCAGUUGAUAUACAGUCUCUUCCUUAUUUAGGGUCUUAGUUUUCAGGGUGCGUCUUCCCCUAUCCAAAUCCUGUUCUCUUCAAGGUAAAUGAAAUUCACAAGAAUCAUGGUAUUGAAUCAAUCGUAUUCUCUCUACCUAAUAAUUGAAUUACUAUCUCCAAAGAAGGAGCAGUUCUUAUGAUUACUAAUUCAUGAUUUAUGGUUUUAGCCCUUGUGAUUCAAUGUGUGAUUUAAUGUGCAAAGAGGCUUAUACACUGGGAAAGGAAGGGAAGAGAUAGAAAUAAAUUGGAUACUGAAUAUGUAAACUGAGAUGUCAGUUUCAGGCCCAAAUUGAACAGGUUAGCAAAGCAAUGACUUGGCAAGCCCUUAGAGAAGGCAAGGGGAAUUACUUAAGCCCAGCAUUGAUUCAUGAGAGGAAAAAAAUAAAAGCCAUGCUACACUAGCCUCAUUUCCCUUCAUGGUAGAAUUUCUUUAGUAAGAGAAGAUCAGGGGACUAGGAAAGAAUUAUCAUAACUGGGUCUCAGCACAGCCUAAUGAAAUCUUGUGAGCACCAAAGGGAAAUGUGAACAAGAGAAUGCUGUCAUUAGGAAUAUCUGGUUUCUAAAUAGGCCACUCUACUCAAACAAUACGUCAAUGUAAGUUUGAGAAUUAAGUGUCUGGUUUGUCAUUGGCCCCUUAAUUCACCAUUUUUAUCAAUGAAUUCAUUCACCCAUUCAUAUUCAUUUAGGUGCCUACUGUAUACCAGGCCCCUACAUAGCUAGAAGACGUACCGAUCCCAUUUCCAGAUGACACAAAGUAGGAUGCGAUACUGAAUAUCUGGGAUGACGAUCGGUAUUAACGAUGAUCUGGUCAGGCCAGAGUGAUGCGUCUGGCCCAUGGAAUUUAGAACUUCGUAAGGAAGAAGAUAAAGCUCUUCACGUGGCUUCGGAAAUUCAAGUGCGAAGAAGGCUUAAGGGUUCAGGUUGGCCUUAAGUAUAAUAGAAGUUAACAGUGUAGAGAGAACUGCCAAAACCCGGUGCUGCCAUGUGAGAAAAUUUUCACAGCACACUCUGCCAGAUGAAAAAAGCCGACUGCGAAGCAGAUAGUGCAGAAUCACUCUGUGGGAGGGAAAUACACACAGAGGAAGAAUAUACAGCAAAAUGUUGACAAAGUGUUCAUAGUAGCCAUCUUUGUUAGUUGGAUCUCAGAUGACCCUGUCUUUUUGCAUUUGUCAUGUUUAUGGCAUUGAGAAUAUUUUUGUUCCUUAAAAUAAUUACUUGUGUUUCAUUUUGAAAAGAUGUGGGGAGAUGUGGGCUCUGCUGGCAGCUGAGGCUUUGGCCAACAGGAUUGGGGGUGCGGGGGGAAGACUGUGAUUCUCCCUCAUUCAUCACGCUCGCAUCCACUGCCUGAACAGCUGCCCCUCCCUGCUAUUCAGCAUGAUUGGUAAACCCCCACUUCCACACAGGGGCCAGCGCCUUGCACAAGGUUACAGCACUCUCUGUCUGGGUUGGCUUGGAGCAGCGGGCCCCCGUCAUGAGCCCCCGCCGGCUCUGGUGGGGGGCACUGGCAGGUGGCCUGGGCUCCCCUGCUCACACAUGCUGAGCCACUCCUGAGUCCUUUAUCGGGUCCACUAGGUUGGCACCCCCAUCAUCACCCAGUUAACCCACACGGGCACAGUACUUGGAAGGAGAUUGUAAGUACUGCUUUACUUCUCUUCGAUUGGACUGGCUUACACCUGUUCCUUAGUGCCCUUACUGUUCAUUUUCCCCAAGGUUUGGAUUCACCUUCCAUGGGACAAAUGUUAAUAAUAGGAACUCCCAUCUAUUAUGUGUGCCAAACAUCGUGCUAAAUGCUUUCCGUGAAUGAUCCCAUUUAAUUCUUGGGCCAGCCCUCUCUCUGACAGAUGAGGUUGAUUUUUAUUCCCAUUUCACAGCUGAGGAAAGCAAGGCACAGAGAGCCUAAGUGACUGGUAGAGCCAGGAUUUGAACCCAGCUGUCUUGUUCUAGAGCACAGGCCUGGUCACUAAGCUAUGCUGCUUCCUGUUCUCGGGGUCAUCCAGUUCAGAACCCGGGGUGUGGAUCCAGGGGCAUGGGGCCUCUGCUCUCCCUGCAGAAUUCUCUCACUAACCCAACUCUUGGAUUGGUUUUGAUUCCUUUCCAGCGUCUGAAACCUUUCAUUUCUUUUUGCCUUCUUUCUUGGAUUAUUUCUUUAAUCCUCUCCCAAGGGCCUUUCAUCCUCUCAAAUAAACAAAAUAUUUAAAGGUUUUUAAGCCCUUUCACCCUGUUCUCAAGCAGGAAGAUCAGCUUGCAUCUGUAAUUUUAUAUAGUUCUGUGCUCUUGACCUAGCAUAUAGGUCAUCAAAAGCUUACCAGUUUUUCACAUAAUUUCUGAGCUUUUCUAUGUCUCUAAUACCACCCAGUUGUACUUCAGGUUUUUGUGCAGAAUUACCAUUUCCGUAGGACUCCACAGAUUCAAAACAGAAAGGUCAAAGUGUUCUAUCUAGUCUUAUCUCAAGGAGCAAACUCAAAAGGGAAAAAUAAAUUUUAGUCUUUAGCACCUGUGUUUUCAGAGGUCCUUUUAAAAUAAUAUUCCAACACAAAGACUCUCUCAGAAUCAAGGCACCUGUCACCAUGAGCAUAAAAUCUCUUGGCAGGUCGAACUCAUUGCACUUAAAUAAUUUUAGGCACGAACGAAUUCUGUUUGGCUAGCUGUCACUGUUCCGGGUCCACCACAGCAAGCCUUAAGACUUGUUAGUGUUGCUUAUUACACUUGUGUCUAAAUGCAAUUCGACUUUUAUCCUUUCACUAAUGAAAGAAGUCCUCAGUCAUUCACUGGAUACCUUUAGUAAGCAGACUUUUUUCUCGGAGCCCACACCAUGCAAUUUAAUGCUAAACUUAACCGUCCCUGACCCCUUGACUCCCUUCUAAGUACAUAUUACUUUUAAUCUCAUAAUAUAUCUUUCAGGCUCAGUUUUUCCGAGCCAGCAUUUCUUUUCUGCCUUUUGUCCAGACUGUUCAUUUACCAUUAUUAUUGCCUCUCUGCUUACAUUCCCCUUACUUCCCCAGACCUUCUGCCAGCCUAUUUGAUCCUUCAGGGGCUCAUGUGAUUUUCCUCCUCACUCACAUUACCAUGUCGCUAGCUCCCUGGACUCUGCCCCCCCGCACUGUUCCUCCUCGGUUUUGGACACCUGUGGGGAUGCCACCUCUUCCACAGUCCUGCCAUCCCUGCCUUUUUUUCCACCCCCGCCCCCAUCUUCCCUGUGGACUCACCUUAACAAAUGUACUUCCUCCAGAUCUGGAGCUCUUUGAGAGCAGAAGCUCAUCUUUUUCUUCUUACUAGUGCCUACGAACAGUGUCCAAUAAAUGUGUUGGAUUUAUUUCGUGGGUUAUUUAUUUAUGUGAAUCGAAUGCUGUGGAAAUAAGAGAACUACUUAGAUAUGUACCUUUCUAUGGGGUCCCAGCAUUGCAAAAUGCAGGAUGAAAAGAAUAAUUUUGCUGCAAAAAUCAGGGAAGUCAGCUAGAGAUGUAACAUAUACACAGAAUAGGAAAUACUAGUCUUUUUCUAAAUUUUUUUAAAUCUUUGCUUAUUUUUGAGAGAGAGGGACAGAGCGUGAGCAGGGGAGGAACAGAGAGAGAAGGAGACACAGAAUCUGAAGCAGGCUCCAGGCUCUGAGCUGUCAGCACAGAGCCCGACGCAGGGCUCGAACCCACGAACUGCGAGAUCGUGACCUAAGCCUAAGUCAGAUGCUUAACUGACUGAGCCACCCAGGAGCCCCUAAUAAUUAGUUUUUUUUAUGAAAGAUAAAAGAAAUUGUCUUUUUUCCAGCUGAGGUAAAAAUUUACAUAAUGUGCACGGAUCCCAAGUGUUCAGCUUGAUGAGUUUUGGCUAUUUUAUAUAUAUCCACGUAACCCCCACUCAACACAAGAUGAGGAACAUCUCUGUCACACUGAAAAUCCCCCUGUGUCUCUUCCCAGUCAGUACUCCUCCUCCCUCACUAAUCACACUAUUGACUUCUCUUAUGAUACAGUAGUUUGCCUAUUCUUUUUUUCACGGUUUUUUAUUGCAGUAAAAUACACAUGACAUAGAAUUUACAAACCAUUUUUAACUGUACAGUAGAGUGGGAUUAAAUCCAUUCUCAUUUUUGUCCAACCAUCACCACCAUCUAGCGCCAUGACUCUACAUCUUGUAGAACUGAAAACCGGACCACACAGUAACUCCCCAUUCUCACCUUCCCCCAGUCCCUGGCAAGCACCUGUUAUACUUCCUGUCUCUAUGAUUUUGACCACUCUUAAGUACCUCAUAUAAGCGGAAUCAUACAGUAUUUGUCCUUUUGUGACUGGUAUCUUAUACUUAGCAUAAUGCCCUCAACGUCCAUUCACGUGGUAGCACAUGCAGAAUUCCCUUCCUUUUUAAGGCUGAAUAACAUUUCACUGAAUGGUGUACCACAUUUUGUUUAUCCAUUCAUCCUUGAUGGACACAUGGGUUUCUCCCACAUUUUAGCUAUUGUGCUUCUGAGCAUGGGUGUAUAAAUACAGUUUUGCCUAGUGUUGGACUUCUUAUAAGUGGAAUCCUACAAUAUUCUUUUGUAUCUGGCUUCUUUCAGCAAAGUGUUUUAGAGAGUCAUCUAUAUUGUUGCUUAUAUCAGUGGUUCGGUGUUUUGUAUUGUUGAGUGUAGUGUUCUAUACGAAUAUUCCCACAAUUUGUUUAUCCAUUUUCUUACUGAUGGGCAUUAAGAUUGGUCUAAGUUUUUUACUAUUAUGAAUACACACUCAAUGAGAAUUAUUAUAUAACUCUUUUUUUCAUAACCAUAUGUUUGGGGGGGUAUCUACUUAGGAAUAGAACUGUUAAGUCAUAUAAAUAUUUUUUAAUUUAUAAGAAACUGACAAAUGGUUUUCUGAAACUAUUGUAUCAUUUUACACUCCCAUCAGCAACGUGUGAGAAUUCUAGUAACGCACACGUUCACCAGCAUUUGGUAUUGUUGUGUUUGAUUUUAGUCAUUUUAUUUUAUUUUGUUUUGUGGGUUGUUUUUUUUUUUUUUUUUUGAUGUUUAUUUUUGAGGGAGAGAGAGAGCAUGAGCUGGAGAGAGGCAGAGGGAGAGGAAGAGAGAGAACCUGAAGCAGGCUCCAUGCUAUCAGUGCAAAACCCAAUGUGGGGCUCGAACCCACUAGCUGUGAGAUUUGACCUGAGCCGAAGUCCGACACUCAACCAACUAAGCCACCCAGGCGCCCCUGAUUUUGGUCAUUUUAAUAGACAUAAAGUGCUAUUCUCAUUUUCCUGAUGACUACUGACACUGAGAACCUUUUAUGUGCUUUUUAAUGUUUUAUUGGCCAUUCAUAUGUAUAUUUUUGUGAAGUAUCUAUUAAAAUGUUUUAUACAUUUUAAAAUUAGGUUGUCAUUUUACUGUUGAAGUCAACAGUUAACGAUAGGACUUUUUUAUAUGUUAUCAAUUAAGAAUCCUUUCUUACAUGUACGUAUUGUAAAUAUUUUUCUUCAGGGCAUGGCUUGCCUGUUCAUUUUCUUAGUGAUAGCUUUUGAUGAGCAGAAAUAAUAAAGCCUAAUUUAUCAAAAUUUUUAAAAGACUUUAUUUUCAGUAAUCUCUA